Equus caballus (horse) is the source of this 598-nucleotide messenger RNA. RefSeq names its product protein phosphatase 1 regulatory inhibitor subunit 14A (gene PPP1R14A). The record is from RefSeq and is a predicted model, not a curated record. Gene Ontology annotation, molecular function: protein serine/threonine phosphatase inhibitor activity. Lineage: Eukaryota; Metazoa; Chordata; Mammalia; Perissodactyla; Equidae. Gene Ontology annotation, biological process: regulation of phosphorylation. Gene Ontology annotation, cellular component: cytoplasm.
CGAGGCGCGGGCGCACAGCGCGGCGCGGGGCCGGCCCGGGAGCACCGCGAUGGCAGCGCAGCGGCUGGGUAAGCGGGUGCUGAGCAAGCUGCAGGCUCCGGCGCGGGCCCGCGGCCCGGGGGGCAGCCCCCGGGGGCUGCAGAAGCGGCACGCGCGUGUCACCGUCAAGUACGACCGGCGGGAGCUGCAGCGGCGCCUGGACGUGGAGAAGUGGAUCGACGGGCGCUUGGAGGAGCUGUACCGCGGCAGGGAGGCCGACAUGCCCGACGAGGUCAACAUUGAUGAGUUGUUGGAAUUAGAGAGCGACGAGGAGCGAAGCCGGAAACUCCAGGGACUCCUGAAGUCCUGCAGGAACCCCACAGAGGACUUCAUCCAGGAGCUGCUGGGGAAGCUGCGGGGCCUCCACAAGCAGUCAGGCCUCCCCCAGCCCAGCCUCUCGGGGGACGGCAGCCUGAGUCCCCCACAGGACCGUGCCUGGACCGCGCCACCCUGACCCUCUCUUGCCUCCAUGGCCCUCGUGUCCCCCGCCCCCAGGCCAUCCUGGCUUGUUUGUAAGUUGUAUUUAAUGGUUCUGUAACAAUAACACUGCUUGCCUGUG